AUGGUCGUUACACAAAUCCCUCAGAACAAGAUGAAGCUUGUAAAAAUCUUCUUCCCCGUCGCCAUCGUCACUGCCGCGAGUGUGGUCAGAGGUGCGAACUCUGCCAUUGACACAGAUGUUGUCAUCGUAGGUGCCGGGGGUUCUGGAACCUACGCAGCUGUCCUACUACGAGAGGACUUUGGUCAAAGGAUUGUGGUCGUGGAGAAGCAAAAUCGCUUGGGUGGGCAUACGCAAACAUGGCAUGAUCCGACGACCGACCAGCCAUUCGACUACGGCGUCCAGGUUUACACGAAUCUGACAACCUCGAGCGACUUUUUCGAACGAUUGAACGUCCCACAAUUGUAUGCCGACUUCGCGACCGGCAAGGCGGUGGAUUACACACCUCCCAGCACCACAGAAGUCACUGAUGCAAUGGCGAGAUGGCGGGAGCAGUGGCUUAAGUACCAGGAUCUACUGCUACCAACCAGAGCGAAUUUCCCCACAGGCGACGACAUCCCGCAAGACCUCUUAUUGACUUGGAAGGAUUUCGCGCGGAAGUAUGACCUAGAAGCAUUAAGCCCGUCAAUAUUCUAUACUGUUGUCGUGGACCUGGAGAACGCACUGAUGAUCGAUAUUUGGAAAGCGUAUGCUUUCACUGGCGCGACCACCGAUUUGGGCCUGCAGCCAGUUUCAGGCGACAACUCAGAGGUGUUUGAAAAGGCUGGACUUCUGUUGGGUAGUGAUGUCCUGUACGAAAGCCAGGUGGUCUCUGCCAAAAGAUUCGAUGAUGGAGUGCAGCUCGUUGUGAAGGGCAAGGACGGGACCACGACCGCAAUCAACGCCAAACGACUCCUGAUUACAAUUGGUCCUGAGACAAUGGAUCAAACGGUCUACGACUUGGAUGAUGAGGAGACAGAUGUUUUCUCGUCAACUUUUGGUAACCGAGGCUACACAGGAGUCGUGUCGCAUCCAUCUUUGCCUGCGCGGACGGUUCAGAACACCGCACCGGGUGCUAUUGCCGCGAACUACCUAGAGUAUCCGGACCCUCCUGCGAUGUCCAGCUUCGGCUAUUUAGGGAACUCGUCUACAGGACCUAUUUACAGAACUGUACUUAUUGUGCCGAGGGACACCGAAUACGAGGAUGCCAAAAGCCUCGUACGCAGGUCGUUGCAGAACCUCAUGGAUGCCGGCACAAUUCCCGCCGGGGAUGUCGAGCAGAUAGACUUCAGGGAGUUCCAUGAUCAUGGACGCCUAUACAGGCAGUGGUCGGCUGAUCAACUACGAGGUGGAAUUGUGUCUAGGGCGAAUGCCUUGCAGGGUCUUCGCUCAACGUUCUAUACGGGAGCUUUCUGGAUGAACAACGACUGUGCUAUGCUGUGGAACACAACAGCUUCCAUUCUUCCCAAAGUUGUGGCAGGUAUUUGA
Diaporthe batatas is the source of this 1404-nucleotide messenger RNA. RefSeq lists its product as uncharacterized. NCBI's taxonomy places the organism in Eukaryota, Fungi, Ascomycota, Sordariomycetes, Diaporthales, Diaporthaceae. Bases 1 to 1404 code for a protein of 467 amino acids. The transcript is spliced from 3 exons. Gene Ontology annotation, molecular function: oxidoreductase activity. The record is from RefSeq and is a predicted model, not a curated record.